CAAUGCAUGUUUAAGUUGUUCACCAACCACCACUAAAAAUCACAAAAGAAGAAGAAAUCAGACUUCCGUUUCCUUUUAAAAGGUCCGCGCAACAACAUCCCAUCAUAAUGCCCAAAUCAAAGGAAGUGUUGUCGUCUACAUCUGGAAGUGACUCCGACAGUGAAGUAGAGACAAAGGCAAAGAGAAAGAAGCCAAGUGCACCAGAAAAACCAGCUAAGAAACCAAAAAGUGGAGAGAGCUCAAAACCUGGUGGGUCUUCCAAAGGCAGUGGUAACGGUGAUGACAAUAUGUUCCAGAUUGGUAAGAUGAGAUAUGUCAGCGUGCGGGACUUCAAAGGCAAAGUCCUGAUUGACAUCAGGGAAUACUGGAUGAACCAGGAUGGGGAGAUGAAGCCAGGGAAGAAAGGCAUUGCCCUGAAUCCUGAACAGUGGAAUCAACUAAAAGAACAGAUUUCAGAAAUUGAUGAUGCAGUUAAGAGAGUAUAAGCAUUCCUUUGAGCUUAACCUGUUGAACUAAUUGGGCAUGUUUGUUAGGUAGUUUUGUAAAAUCUUUGGAUUUUUUUCCCCUUAUUUGAAGUGUUUAGAUUUAGUUAUCUGCAAACCCCCACUUUGUGUAUGAACGUCAUUUUGAGUUGCUCUUGUGAGCUGUGGGUGGAGGAGUAGGUGGUUGAUUGUUAUACUUAGGUGUAAUGCACCAAAUUCAGUGAAUACAGUCGUGUUUUUGUAUUGAAUAAUAAAAACAAUGCACUAGCUUAA
This is a messenger RNA of Fundulus heteroclitus (mummichog), 755 nucleotides long. RefSeq names its product SUB1 regulator of transcription. Bases 108 to 485 code for a protein of 125 amino acids. Gene Ontology annotation, biological process: positive regulation of transcription initiation by RNA polymerase II. The transcript has 5 exons. The record is from RefSeq and is a predicted model, not a curated record. NCBI's taxonomy places the organism in Eukaryota, Metazoa, Chordata, Actinopteri, Cyprinodontiformes, Fundulidae. Gene Ontology annotation, molecular function: DNA binding; transcription coactivator activity. Gene Ontology annotation, cellular component: nucleus; transcription regulator complex.